Sycon ciliatum is the source of this 1554-nucleotide messenger RNA. RefSeq names its product LIM domain kinase 1-like. Gene Ontology annotation, cellular component: nucleus; cytoplasm. Gene Ontology annotation, molecular function: protein serine/threonine kinase activity; ATP binding. The record is from RefSeq and is a predicted model, not a curated record. The transcript has 13 exons. Lineage: Eukaryota; Metazoa; Porifera; Calcarea; Leucosolenida; Sycettidae. Bases 337 to 1296 code for a protein of 319 amino acids. Gene Ontology annotation, biological process: actin cytoskeleton organization; protein phosphorylation.
CCCCCAAGAGUGUGCAAUUCCCUGGCUAGAACCCUGCUGUGUGUUGUCUUCUUAUCAGAUUGAGAUUACGUAACCCCCAAGAGUGUGCAAUUCCCUGGCUAGAACCCUGCUGUGUGUUGUCUUCUUGUCAGAUUGUUCGUCACUGGUCAGUCCUCCGCGCACGCCCUCGUUCACACACGGCCUGCGUUGGGUACGACGGCCGUACCAUUCGACCAGGCCCAGCUGAAGAACUCUCCGUCCAGUGUCGGCGGUGUGGUUCGCUGCUUCACCUGCGAGGAUCUCAACGUCGGCGCUCGGUCACCGCGUCUGCAACCCAAGACAAGAGGGCUGGCUUCCAUGGUGGAGUGCUCGGACAACAAUGCUCGCACUAUCGUGUUUCGUCCCAGCGAUCUGGACUUUGGCGAGGUCAUCGGCAGAGGAUUUUUCGGCCAAGUGCUGCGCGUAACUGAUAGAUCGACAGGAACUGUGAUGGUCAUGAAGGAACUCUUACGUUUCGACAACGAGGCACAGCGGAACUUCCUCAAAGAGGUUUCGCUGCUGAAAAGUUUAGAUCAUCCGAAUGUCAUGCAUUUCGUUGGUAUCAUGUAUCGCAAUAAGAAGCUGCAUCUCAUCACCGAGUAUGUGGGAGGUGGUACUGUCGCAGAUCGUCUACAGAACAAGGAGGAGGAGUUAUCCUGGCUUCUGCGAGUCGGCUUUGCAUCCGACAUCUCCACUGGAAUGGAUUACCUUCACAAGAACAAGAUCAUCCAUCGUGACCUGACAUCAAACAAUUGUCUAAUUCGACUUGAUGACACGGUUGUUGUCGGAGACUUUGGACUGGCUCAUCAGGAGAAGAAUCGCGUCGAGAGAUCAUCUCAGCUAUGUACUGCCGUCGGAUCUGCAUACUGGAUGGCACCGGAGAUGAUGAAAGGGUUGACGUACGAUCAGAGAGCUGAUAUCUUCUCCUUUGGUAUCAUUCUGUGUGAGAUCAUUGGUCGUGUGUCAGCUGAUCCAGACUACCUGCCCCGUUCUCUGCCUGAUUUCGGUCUGGACGAGGAAACAUUUCGGCGCGACUUGCUCGGCACUUGUCCUGAACACUUCUUCGAAGUAGCACUCGAGUGUUGCCAAACUAAUCCUCUGAAUAGGCCACCGUUUCCUUCGACAUGCCUCUACCUGAAUCACCUGUACAAUACCAUUCAGUUUGAGAUGGACUUCACGCAGAGCUUCAAGCAGUUCUACACCGGCCGUCGGCGCAUCAAGAGCAACCAUUCCAUCUCGCUGUCCAGGGCGUCGAUGAAGACAGCCAGGUCGCUUUGAGGGAAGGUGGUUCGGUGGUGUGCAUGGGCAUGGACAUCAAGACGGGCACUGUGCUGGGUACAUGACAUAUUAGCGCUCCGCUUGCUGCGCAAUCAAUGCCUUGUGAUCCACGUUCAGUAGCUUGUCAGUCGGCUCUCAAUGUGUUCUCAGCAUGCUGAGUGGCUGGGUGCGCUGUGACAGCUGCUGCUAAGAGUGCGUGAGCAUAUGUGUGUGCAUGUGUGUGUGUGCGUGUGUGUGUAUGUGUAUGUGUGUGUGUGU